Molecule: messenger RNA, 2750 nt
Organism: Fragaria vesca subsp. vesca
Lineage: Eukaryota; Viridiplantae; Streptophyta; Magnoliopsida; Rosales; Rosaceae
Exons: 9
Coding region: 1-2571 (856 amino acids)
Source: RefSeq, a predicted model, not a curated record
AUGGGUGAUCCUUUUCUCUGCCUCCUCAAAACUCGCUGCUUCACCUUCUCUUCUUCUUCCUCCUUGCUCCCCUCUCACCGUCCUUUUCUGCCCAACAAGCUCAGACCUCGGUCUCCGCAUAGAUAUCCGACGCCUCGGGCUGAAACGACGACGCUUCCGCAUUCAUCAACAUCGCAAUUCGAUCUCAUUUCCACUACCGAGUGCUUGGACGGCAGCGUCGUCUUCCGAUUCGGCGACGAGAGCGAGAAAGCUGCUUUUGAUGAGGCUAAUAAGAUUCUGUUUGAGGAGAGCAAUGUGGAAGAAUCGGGGGUUGAGGCUUCUCCGGCGAGUUCACCCGAGGAGAAUGCCGUCCUUGAAUUGACCACUGCAGUGUUAGGUGACAACUCCCCUUCCACAGAGUCACAAGAUGUAUCCACAGAGGGUGAAUCACAUAGCAGGGAUGUUUCAGGAGUAUCAGCUCCUAGGAAAUUGGAAUUCCAUACACUUGAACGGUCAGAGGGGUAUCCUUCCACAAUUUCAGGAGAUGAAUUGAUAGAGGGUGACGCACAAAGAAAAUAUGACACGCGAGGAUCAACUCCUAUGCCAGUGGAAUUGCAUACAUCUGAAGGCUCUGAGGGGUAUCCUUCUACAAAAGCAGAAGAUGAAUUAACAGAGGGUAAAGAAGAUAGACCAGAUGUCAUAGGAGCAUCAACUCCUACUCCAGGGGAAUCGCAUGCAUCUGAAGGCUCUGAGGGGUAUCCUUCUACAAAGUCAGAAGAUGAAUUAACAGAGGGUACAGGAGAUAGAACAGAUGUCACAGGAGCAUCAACUCCUACGCCCGUGGAAUUGCCUACAUCUGAAGGAACCAAGGGGUAUCCAUCUACAAAAUCAGAAGAUGAAGUUACAGAGGGUAAAGAAUAUAGAAGAGAUGUCACAGGAGCUUCAACUCCUAUGCCAGUGGAAUUGCAUAAAACUGAAGGCUCUAAGGGGUAUUCUUCUACAAAGUCCGAAGAGGAAUUAACAAGGGACAAAGAAGAUAGAACAGAUGUCACCGGAGCAUCAACUCCUAGGACAGUUAAAGUGCAUACUGUUGAAGGCUCUCAAAGAUAUCCCUCCACGAAGUCAGAGGAUGAAUUCACAGAGGGGAAAGCCCAUCAAAGAGAUGUCUCAGGAGCAUCAACUGAUAGCACAGAGGAUAUACAUACUGUUGAAGCUAUUGAGGAGAAUGCUUCCAUAAUUUCAGCGGAUGAAUUUGCAGAUGAUAAGACACAUAGAAGAGAUGCCUCGGGAGAAUUAGUUCCUAGAAUAGUGGAAUUACAUUCAGUUGAAGGUGGUAAAAGAAAAGGAAUUCCUGUAACAAAAUCAGAAGCUCAAUCCACAAUGGUUGAAGAACAAAGAGAUGCUUCAAUGGCGUCGACCUCUAUAACAGUCGAAUCACAUACAGUUGAAGGUGCUAAAGGAAAAGGAAUUCCUGUAACGAAAUCAGAAGAUCAAUCCACAAUGGGUGAAGAUCAAAGAGAUGCUUCAAGGGCUUCGACCCCUAUAACAGUAGAAUCACAUACAGUUGAAGGUGCUCAGGGGCAUGGUUCCAUAAAGUUAGAAGAUAAAUUUGCAGAGGGUAAACUAGUUAGAAUAGAUGUUUUAGAAGGAGCAACUCCCAGGACAGUGGAAUUGCAUAGAGUUGAACGUGCUGAGGAUACCCCUUCGAAAAAGUCAGAAGAUGAAUUCACAGAGGAUAGAGCACAUAGAAGAAAUGUUUCAGAAGCAUCAACUCCUACAGUUGUUGAGUUGCACAUAGUUGAAGGCACGGAAAGGGAGGACAUCUCUGCACCAUUACUUCUACUAUCGACUGGUGCUGCAUCAUUACCGCAUCCCUCAAAGGCAUUGACAGGUGGGGAGGAUGUUUACUUUGUUGCUUCUGGAAACUGGCUGGGGGUGGCUGAUGGAGUUAGUCAAUGGUCACUGGAAGGGAUUAAUCCUGGGGUAUAUGCCCGUGAACUCAUGGAGAACUGUGUAAGGUUUCUAUCCAAUUGCAAAGGUAUACCACUGACUAAACCAGAAGACAUCCUUGUUAGAGCUGCUGCCCAAACAAAAUCGCCUGGUUCAUCUACAGUAUUAAUUGCUUACUUUGAUGGUCAGGCCUUCCAUGUGGCAAACAUUGGUAAUUCUGGAUUUAUUAUAAUCAGAAACGGUGCCGUUUUUAAGAGAUCGUCUCCAUUGAUUCAUGGCUUCAAUUUCCCGCUACAAAUUGUAAGAGGCGUUGAUCCCUCAGAACUAAUGGAGAGAUACAGUAUAGAUUUGGAUGAGGGAGAUGUUAUUGUCACUGCAACGGAUGGCCUUUUUGACAACUUGUAUGAGCAAGAAAUCACUUCAAUCGUAACAAAGUCAUUCCAAAAGAGAAUGAAACUACAGGACAUAGCUAAGUUUUUGGCCACUAGUGCACAAGAGGUCGGGCAGUCUACUUCUAGAAGAAGCCCCUUCGCAGAUGCAGUCGAGGCAUAUGGAUAUGUGGGAUAUACUGGUGGCAAGCUUGAUGAUGUGACUGUUAUAGUGUCGCAUGUACAUAAGAAAUGCAGCUGUUACUCACUGUAAGUAUAAUCUCUUUACUUCUAUCAUUUGAUGCAAUUCGAAAGUACAAAUUGUGGAAGGGAAUUUCAAUAUGUAUAUAUAAAGUGAAGCUAAGUAAACAACAUCCUGGUUGUCGGAAUAAUGUUAAUGUGAUCAAGCUAAGUAUCUUUAGUAAUGUUAUAAAAGCCUCGCACUUUUGGUUC